AUGUUCCGGUUGCAAUUCUUUCUCCUGCCUGCGGCAUUUGCUGGCUCCGUGCUGCGCGGUGCUUCAGGGCCCCACCCGCCAACCCGGGAGAUCAGUAAGGAUGUUCUUCAUGACAAGUUGAUGGGCUAUUGGGUGGGGCAGCUAGUUGGCAAUUUCAUGGGACUUCCUUUUGAGUUCACCUACUGGGAUGAACCUAUGCCCAUUGAGCCGCACACCUACUAUGAUGAAGCAACAGCAAAUGCGUCUGGUCUCAAUGUGAAUGGGCCUUGUGAAACUGACGGCCGUGGUUGCAUUCCUCAAAGGCUCACCGAACUGCAGGGUGCGUACACAGAUGAUGACACAGACAUUGAAUUUGUCACGCUUCAUGCUUUGAUGGAACAUGGGCUGGACUUGACAUAUGCAGAGAUCGCUGAGUAUUGGAAAACCUACAUCAACAUAAAGGUCAAUGGCUCAGACACCCUUUGGUUUGCUAAUCGAGUUGCUCGAGAAAACAUGGACACAGGAAUGUUGCCUCCAGAGACUGGCUCCAAGAAAGAAAACCAAUAUUGGUGGACAAUUGAUCCUCAGUUAGUCAAUGAGUUGUGGAGUGCCAUCUACCCAGGCAUGGUGAAGAAGGCCGUGGAGCGGGCAGAGUGGGGUGCACGGAUCACCAGCGAUUCGUGGGGGACACAUCCCACAAGGUUUUAUGCCGCCAUGUACAGUGCGGCCUUUUUCAUUACCGACGUCAGUGUCUUAUAUCGCAUCGGGCGACAGGCCGUUCCCAAAGGGAGCCCGUUUCGGCGGGCUUUGGUGAAGGUUUGGAAGUGGCACAAGCAGAGCCCAGAUGAUUGGCGGCCUGUUUGGCAAAAGAUCCGGGACAACUUCUCUUAUUAUCCCAAAGAUUGCGGUGACAUGCCCUGGCCCUGUGCCGUCUCAUCCAUAAUCAAUGGAGUGCUCGGGGCUAUGGCAUUUCUGUAUGGGGAGGGCGACUUCAAGCGCACCGUGGGCAUUGCCAUCGCUGCAGGCUUUGACUGCGACAAUCAAGCAGCAACCCUGGCAGGGCUGCUGGGUGUGAUGCACGGCGAGAGCGCGAUACCCCAGGAUCUCACGCGCACCAUCGCGGGCAACGAUUGGACCGAGGCCUUCAAUGAUCAGUAUGUGAAUGAACGCCGGCCACCGCUGCCCAGAGAUCAAACCAACUCGGGGAUUGUCGCAAACAUCAUGUUGCUGACACAACGUGCAAUUGUAGCGGAAGGGGGGCGAGACUUGGGAGACAAACUUGACGUGGUGGUGUCACACCAAGUAGCCUCACACUCCUAA
This is a messenger RNA of Durusdinium trenchii, 1299 nucleotides long. The record is from the annotation of a GenBank genome assembly. NCBI's taxonomy places the organism in Eukaryota, Dinophyceae, Suessiales, Symbiodiniaceae.